AUGGUAUGGAUGUUAACGAAAAAUAAACCCCCGAUUCAACAAAUAACUUUAGAAUAUAAUGAUGAUAAACAUAAUCAAAUUUUGAAACAAUGUAAACAAUCAUCAAAUAAUAUAUCAUUAUAUCCACAAUUUUUACCAAAAAAUGAAUAUAAUCAAGUAUUUGAACGUUUAGAUUUAACACAAUGUUCAAUAGUUGGUUAUGGUUAUCCAACCAAAGAACAGCUAAAAAAUUUGGAUAAAAAAUUAAAAAAUGAAAUUUUACAAAAACCAUAUGGUUCAUUACAUUCAAUACAUAUACCGGUUAUGAAUGAAUUAUCAAUUAUUGAUAAUAAUGAUAUUUGUUUAAGAUAUUAUAAUGAUGAAUAUAGACCAAAAGAAACAUUUUGUAUUGGUCCAGAACAAUCAUCAUUAUUAGCUAUAUUUAAUGGUGAUCAUGGUUCACCAUUAAUUUGUUCAUCAUUAGAUGGUGGUUAUCGUGUAUUAGGUUUAAUUACAAAUCAAUUACAAAUGAAUACAAAUAAUCAUCGAUUUCCACCAAUAUUAUUUACAAACACUAGAAAAUCCAAAACAUACUGA
Molecule: messenger RNA, 576 nt
Organism: Dermatophagoides pteronyssinus (European house dust mite)
Lineage: Eukaryota; Metazoa; Arthropoda; Arachnida; Sarcoptiformes; Pyroglyphidae
Product: cathepsin G-like
Biological process (GO): proteolysis
Molecular function (GO): serine-type endopeptidase activity
Source: RefSeq, a predicted model, not a curated record